AUGUCUUCGACAAUCUUACAGAUAGUCUUGAUAUUAUAUACUAAACAUAUACAUUCAAGAGUGUUAGGCAAAGAAUUAUGUCCGCACAACGCAUACGAUUUAAAAACUUUUGAAGGCUUCCCACCAGCAGUUGAGGAGAAAAUUAAGACAGAGGCCUUUCUUAAAGCUGCUACGGAAAUCGUUACUAUUAUUGGGACAUUUGGCAAACUACUUACACCUGUGGUAAAUGAUAUGAAUGGCGCGAAUGCGCUAUUACGGCUAAAGCGUCGCCUACAAUUGAUUUGUACAUUUCCCGAAAACACCUUCAAUGACCCACAGGCAUUGAAGCUGCAGCUGCAGAAUGCAUAUGAGCGUACCCUGAAGCCAUAUCAUGGGUUCUUAGUACAGUGCACAAUAAAAAUAAUUUACAAUUGGGUGCGAACACGAUCACAACUCAUUGGACAGGGUGAGGCGCACGUUGAGAAUCUGCAAGUGCUGGAGGACUAUUUGCCAGCGAUGCGUAGUCACUUGAACCACAUUGACGCGCUGCUAAAAAAAUACAAUUUGGAUGAGGAAGCUAUGUUGGCCAUGGAAUACGGGGCUUAUCACGGUUUGUUUCGAUUACAAAGUUUGGGACGUUGA
This is a messenger RNA of Rhagoletis zephyria (snowberry fruit fly), 621 nucleotides long. RefSeq lists its product as uncharacterized. Gene Ontology annotation, cellular component: cytosol; membrane; cytoplasm. Gene Ontology annotation, biological process: ceramide transport; intermembrane lipid transfer. Gene Ontology annotation, molecular function: ceramide 1-phosphate transfer activity; ceramide 1-phosphate binding. The record is from RefSeq and is a predicted model, not a curated record. Lineage: Eukaryota; Metazoa; Arthropoda; Insecta; Diptera; Tephritidae.